AUGAACCGGGUCUUGGCCCCCGGUAACUGUUACAUGUGUGUGACAUAUUUCCUGAGCGUCUACACAGCCUCGGAAGUGUAUAAGAUAAACUUUAUAUUUCCAAAUGGAGACAAAUAUGAUGGUGACUGUACAAGAACAUCUUCUGGGACUUUUGAGAGAAAUGGAGUAGGCAUUCAUACCACCCCUGAUGGGAUUAUUUACACAGGAAACUGGAAAGAUGACAAGAUGAAUGGCUUUGGAAGACUUGAACAUUUUUCAGGAGCAGUAUAUGAAGGACAUUUUAAAGACAAUAUGUUUCAUGGAUUGGGGACUUAUACAUUUCCAACUGGAGCAAAGUAUACUGGAAAUUUCAAUGAAAAUAGGGUGGAAGGUGAAGGACAGUAUACUGAUAUACAAGGACUGGAAUGGUGUGGCAACUUUCAUUUCACAGCUGCUCCAGGCCUGAAACUAAAGAUACUCAUGUAG
This is a messenger RNA of Orycteropus afer afer, 465 nucleotides long. RefSeq names its product MORN repeat containing 2 (gene MORN2). Lineage: Eukaryota; Metazoa; Chordata; Mammalia; Tubulidentata; Orycteropodidae. The record is from RefSeq and is a predicted model, not a curated record. Bases 1 to 465 code for a protein of 154 amino acids. The transcript has 5 exons.